AUGCUGGUCACCAACUUCACCACUAGAAGGAUCCUUGUCGACAAUGGUAGCUCUGCAAACAUCCUCUACUGGAAAGCUUUUACCUGUAUGGGGAUAGACACUGCCCAACUCCAACCAGCUCCCAUGCCACUCAAAGGUUUUUCUGAGGAAAUGGUCUUGCCGGUCGGGACCAUCACACUGUCAGUCUCGGCAGGUAGUGCCCCUUGUAUGGCUUCUGUCAUGGUCGAAUUCUUGGUUGUAAAUGCUCCUUUGUCUUACAACGCCAUAAUCGGUAAGCCUACCCUCAACAGCCUAAGGGCAAUGACGUCAACCUACCACUUGAAGAUGAAGUUCUCGACUCCUCUGGGAGUAGGGAAAAUACGAGGAGAGCAGGUCUUGGCACAUGAGUGUUAUGUGUAG
This is a messenger RNA of Juglans regia (Persian walnut), 399 nucleotides long. RefSeq lists its product as uncharacterized. NCBI's taxonomy places the organism in Eukaryota, Viridiplantae, Streptophyta, Magnoliopsida, Fagales, Juglandaceae. The transcript has a single exon. The record is from RefSeq and is a predicted model, not a curated record. The coding region runs from base 1 to 399 and encodes 132 amino acids.